This is a messenger RNA of Haemonchus placei, 3099 nucleotides long. Lineage: Eukaryota; Metazoa; Nematoda; Chromadorea; Rhabditida; Trichostrongylidae. The record is from the annotation of a GenBank genome assembly.
AUGGACUUUGACGAGGUGUACGGAGGUGGAGUUGGCGAAACAUUAACGUUCGUAGAAACCGUAGAUGAUGAUGGAGUUCUACAUGGAGGAACUCAAGAUUCUACAUUCGCCUUCGACCAUCACUUCUCCAUACCGACACAAAGCUCUCAGAUAGCGCAUGGAAAUUUAACUGGAGGUGUUGAAAACAAUGCGGAUUUAACAUUUCAUGACGUUGAGGAAGAUGAGCAACCACAAAUAGAGAAGCUCCCUGAACAUUCAUGCAGAUAUUGUGGGAUUUAUGAGUCGAGCUGUGUUGCUAUGUGUACAGUUUGCAAUCGAUGGUUCUGUAACGGCAAAGGAAGUACAUCCGGCUCGCAUUUGAUUACUCAUUUAGUGCGGUCCCAGCACAAAGAGGUCUGUCUACAUCGCGAAUCGCCGCUCGGAGAAACUCAACUGGAAUGUUAUCAGUGUGCAUCGCGCAAUGUAUUCAUGCUAGGGUUCAUUCCAGCAAAAGCUGAUUCACUAGUGGUAAUAUUAUGCCGACACCCGUGCGCUCAAAUCGCUUCUCAAAAAGAUCCAAAUUGGCAAGGAGAAGAGUGGAAGCCCUUGAUCAAUGAGAGACAGCUGCUGUCGUGGAUAGUAAAUAUCCCAUCCGAGCAGGCUCAGCUAAGAGCGCGUCAUAUUACAGCCGCACAAGCUAGUCGCCUUGAAGAUCUAUGGAAGGAACAUCCUAAGGCGACGGUGGAAGAUCUGGAUCGACCAGGUGUUGACACCGAACCGGAGAGUGUGCUGUUGAGAUACGAAGAUGCGUUCCACUAUCGGCGUAUUUUUGCUCCUCUUGUUCGUGAGGAGGCCGAGUUUGACAGAAAGACAAAAGAGUCACAGACUCAGAGUGUCGGUCAUGUUCGUUGGGAUCAGGGUUUGAACAAAAAACACCUCGCCUUCUUCCAUUUGCCGAAAUUCAUGGAAGGAAGCAUGAAAUUGAUGAUCGGUGACGAGCUACGAUUGAAGCAUAGUCAAACGAUUGAGAGGGAAUGGCAGUGUCUAGGACAAGUUUUCAAGAUUCCCGAUAACCACAGCGAUGAGAUCGGAAUAGAAAUGCGAGCUGCUGCUUCCGAGAAAAUGCCUACAGAUCCGCGUAUCAAUUUUACUUGUGAGGCCGUUUGGAAUUCGACUUCUUUUGAUCGAAUGUAUCAGGCUCUCAACACUUUGGAAAAAGAUCCCCACUGCGUUUCUCAGUACAUCUUUCACAAGCUCAUGGGACAUGAUAUCGACGAGAUUCUCUUCAAGGUCCAACAACCAAAACGCCUGUCGGCGCCUGGGCUUCCUGAAUUGAAUCACAGUCAGAUGCAUGCUGUAAAAACGGUGCUUAUGAGACCGCUCAGUCUUAUCCAAGGACCGCCGGGAACUGGAAAGACAGUGACCUCAGCCACCAUUGUUUAUCAUCUUGUGCAGCAAACUCAAGGACAGGUCUUGGUUUGUUCACCAUCCAAUAUUGCGGUUGAUCAGCUGGCUGAGAAGAUUCACCGAACUGGUCUGAAGGUUGUUCGACUUUACGCGAAGUCUAGAGAAGCCCUCGACACGAACGUUGAGUUUCUAGCGUUGCAUGCUCAAUUGAAAGCGCUCAAGGAGUCUGCUGAGUUACAAAAGCUACAACAGUUGAAGGAAGAAAUCGGUGAACUAUCGGCUGCCGACCAAGAGCGUUACAUCAACCUGAAGAAAAUGAGUGAACAUAAGCUGCUUGCGGCGGCGGACGUGAUUUGUUGUACUUGUUCUUCGGCGGCCGAUGCUCGUUUGUCGAGGAUUAAAAUCAAAUGUGUUCUGGUUGAUGAAUCGACACAAGCAACAGAGCCAGAAGUGCUCGUAUCGAUCGUUAGAGGUGUUCGACAGCUUAUACUGGUGGGGGACCACUGUCAACUUGGACCAGUCAUUUUAUGCAAAAAGGCUUCGAAAGCUGGCCUUUCUCAGUCUCUGUUUGAACGCCUUGUUCUUCUCGGAAACCGACCUAUUAGGCUCCAGGUUCAAUAUCGUAUGCAUCCAGAGUUGUCUUCCUUCCCAAGCAACGUUUUCUACGAGGGCAGUCUGCAAAACGGAGUGACUCAGACCGAACGUCAGCUUCGCGGAGUAGAUUGGGAAUGGCCGGUACCUGGGCGCCCAAUGAUUUUCUGGUCGUGCUAUGGGCAAGAAGAGAUGAGCGCUAGUGGCACAUCAUUCCUGAAUAGGACAGAAGCAGCGAACGUGGAGAAGUUGGCGAGCAAAUUGAUUAGAGGCGGUAUGCGUCCGGAACAGAUCGGCAUAAUCACUCCAUAUGAAGGGCAACGAUCCUACAUUGUACAGUACAUGCAUACACAAGGAACACUCAAUAGCAAGCUGUACGAAAACAUGGAAAUUGCCAAUGUCGAUGCUUUCCAGGGACGCGAAAAGGAUUUGAUCAUCGUUACAUGCGUGCGCUCAAACGAUCACUCUGGAAUUGGCUUCCUGAAUGACCCACGUCGUUUAAAUGUGGCUUUAACUAGAGCUAAAUAUGGCUUGAUCAUUAUCGGUAACGCAAAGGUUCUUGCUCGACAACCUCUCUGGAAUGAUCUUCUGACAACGUUCAGCCAGAAAAAUGUUAUAGUUGAGGGACCUAUCAAUAAUCUCAAAUCUGUUCAAAUUACAUUGCCGAAGCCGAAACCACAGCGGACUAAUCCAGCUUAUCCGACUGAUCGUUAUGGUAUUCAAAGAGCUACCUAUACACUCCGUGAGUAUCGCGGUGGAUACUCAAGGGAUGCACCACCAAUGGAUCCUCAUUCGGCUAUAUCUGCACAGUCAUUGCGUCAUGCUGCUAAUUUGCCUGUACCUCUACAUAUGCUUCAUAUGUUCCCUCCACCACCGUUCCCACAACCGCCGCAGCAACGUAAGUUUAGAACUUCUUAUCCUUUGAUUGGUGUGGAUGCGUACGGUGAUGUAUCGAUGUCGGGAUGGACGCAGUCUCAAUCGCAGAAUGUUGGAGCAUCGAUGGCGAUGCAAUCACAACGACCAGUCACGGCGGUAUCGCAACAGGAUGACUAUCGACAUAUGGCAUUCAGUCAGGAUAUCGAGAACGAUAUGGCGAAUCUGCUGCUCUCGCAAGGACCUUGA